Molecule: messenger RNA, 882 nt
Organism: Parnassius mnemosyne (clouded apollo)
Lineage: Eukaryota; Metazoa; Arthropoda; Insecta; Lepidoptera; Papilionidae
Source: the annotation of a GenBank genome assembly
AUGAGGGCAAUCAGUAGCUUCGAGACAUCUUGCACGAUGAGAGUUCUGAUCUUGACCGCUGCCUUCUUGGCUUCUGCAUCCGCUGCACCUUCUGGUGCCAUUUUCGGUCCGAUUUCGCCUAUCAUUGCCUACUCUACGAUACCUAUUCCUGCUGCUGUACCCACAAUAUCACCAGGUGACUUACAAGCUGCAGCGAUAAAUGCAAAAGUUCAAGUUGAGCAGCAAGUUCAAGAUGCAGCCGACAAGGCGAGAGAAUUAGCUGAACAAGCAACAGAGAAACCAGAUGAGGGUAUAAUUGAAGCUAAUGAUUUAGCAAAGGAGCGGGCCGAAGAGGCGUUCUGGGCAGCAGAAGAACAGAAAUGGCAAGCUUUAGACGCUUUAAAAACCGCUGAAGCUCAGAUUGAUGGAACUAUAGCGAGCAGGGCCCCACCCACUACUGUUCAGGCUCAAACAGAAGUUUUGGGACAGUCUGUUGUAGCGGCAGAAACAAAAAGCAUCGCCCCUGAAGGAGUCAAAGUAGAGGAACCAAAGGAAAAACCUGAAGGUGAAGCAAUGGCUGCAGUCAAAUCUGUGCAAGCCGUAAGCAAACCUGAAAAUGCUGAAAAGCCCGUGGAGAACGUUCAAGCAGAAGCAGCUAAAAUGGAAUCGUCAGCAUCAGUGAAAACUGCAGAAGCAGUUAAAGAAGAAAAUCCAGGUGCUGUCUUUUUAGCCCAAGCUCACCCAGCACCUGUGGUGUCUAAUGCCUUCUUAGCACAACCCUGGCUGAAACAAGGAUUUGCACCAAUUUCCUACAUUCCUGGAUUACCAAGCUAUGUUCCAAAUCUCAUUCCAAAUUAUAACGGUCAUUUGGUAAACCCAGUUUUAAUUAGAGCUGCGUGGUAA